Messenger RNA from Clunio marinus, 213 nucleotides. The record is from the annotation of a GenBank genome assembly. Lineage: Eukaryota; Metazoa; Arthropoda; Insecta; Diptera; Chironomidae.
AUGACCGUUACUAGCUUUGAGUUUAAUAAUGUUCCUUGUUGCUCACUUUGCCUUCAGCACAAGGUAAAAGAAAUUCCAAAUUUAUUUGCAUGCUAUGUCCCUCGUUUACUUUCAAAAAGUUCGGCGGACGCCACCGACGUCGGACUACCCAGCUUUGGUAGUUUUUCCGCGGACCGGAAAAAACUGUUUCAAAUACAAAAGGAAAUCCAGUAA